AUGACAAUUGGUGAAGCUCGUCGUAUAUUAUCUACUAUAUUAUAUAAAUUAAUUAUGUAUCAUUCAAUUACAAAUAAUAUUAAUCAAUCAGAAAUAGUAAAUAAUGACUAUAUUACAAGUCAGACUACUAGUAGUAAAGAUAAAAAUGAUGAAUAUUGGCCAAUACGUGAAAUUAAAAUGGGAAUAAUUCCUUCAACACAACUGAUUCAUCCAUUAAAAUAUAAUCAGUUACGUCGAAUUAUUGACAUUAAAUCAAUAACACCACAUUUAUCAAAAGUAAUAGAAGUAUAUGAUUAUCCAUUAUUAGUCGCAUUGUCCUACGAUUGUUUAGUUUUAUCUCAAUUUACUAAUGUUCAAUGUUCAGAUGGUCGAUGGGCUCAAGGAGUAAUGAUUAAUGGCAAGUAUUAUUCAUUGAGUAAUAAAGCAUAUAAUCCUAUGUCAGAAUUAAAAGUUGAUCGUGGUUCUGUUAUUCAAUUAAGAUUUAAUGCUCAAUCUGAAAUAUCUCAAAUGAAAAAACAUCAUCUUUUCAAACGAAUGAUGUAG
Messenger RNA from Didymodactylos carnosus, 543 nucleotides. Lineage: Eukaryota; Metazoa; Rotifera; Eurotatoria; Philodinida; Philodinidae. The record is from the annotation of a GenBank genome assembly.